Molecule: messenger RNA, 1110 nt
Organism: Saccostrea echinata
Lineage: Eukaryota; Metazoa; Mollusca; Bivalvia; Ostreida; Ostreidae
Exons: 2
Coding region: 1-1110 (369 amino acids)
Cellular component (GO): nucleus
Molecular function (GO): DNA binding
Source: RefSeq, a predicted model, not a curated record
AUGGAAGAGGAGUCAAGACUGGCAGACCACAUUAAAGAAAUGGCUCAGUUUGGCUAUGGUACCAGGAAAGAAGUUGUGAACCUGGCUAAUGAUUUUGUAAGAAGUUUGGGGAAACGUAACAGAGAUAACCCACUGACUCUGAGGUGGUACCAGGGAUUCAUGUCCAGGUGGGAGGAACUUCGUGUAGUAAAGCCAAGAGCCAUGGAGAUUCAGAGAGCAAAAGCAGGUAACAAAGAGACAGUAACUUCUUACUUCAAAGAACUGCAGGAAGUCAUACAUAAAAACAAUCUUCAGGAUAAGCCCCAUUUGAUAUUCAAUGUUGACGAAAAGGGGAUUCAGCAACAUCAUUCCCCACCAGCAGUAGUUGCUGGACGACACCUUAUUGUCCAAGAAGUAAUGUCCCAAAAGUCAUCCACCACCACAAUUUUAGGAUGUGGAAGCGCUGCGGGUACAGCAAUUCCACCAUACUUUGUUUUUGCAGGAGCAAGAAUGCUCCCAGAGUUUUUGACCGGAAAGUCUCCUGGGGCAGAUGGUACGGUAUCAGAGACUGGAUGGUCUAAUUCAACUAUAUUUCGAAAAUAUCUAGAGGAGCACUUUCUUAAGUAUGCACAAGGAAGGGGAGGAGAACCUAUCCUUUUACUUCUAGAUGGCCACAAAUCACAUGUCUCAGUAGGUUUGGUUGACUGGGCGAGGCAACACAACAUCAUCCUAUUUAUUCUACCUGCCCAUACCAGUCAUUUUUUGCAGCCUCUGGAUGUUGGAUGUUAUGGGCCCUUCCACAGGAUCUACAACAAUGAAUGUUACAAACAAACCAGGGCUUUGUCUUCUGUCAUCUCUAAGUAUGACAUAUGUUCAAUUGCAUGUAGAUCAUAUACAAAAGCACUUACUGUGGAAAAUCUACAGGCAGCUUUUAGAAAAACAGGAAUUUAUCCUUUAAAUGAGAAUGCAGUCAACAGGGAUUAUCUUCUUCCUUCUCAAGCAUUCCAACUUCAGCAAGAUGAAAUCCAGUCCCAAGAAGUGCAGACUACUGAAGAUGGAGACAGCGGGCGCAUUCCCCUCACACAGGGCCAAGAUACACCAACUAUAUAUGGCAGGGGACUUUUUCAGUGA